Molecule: messenger RNA, 1260 nt
Organism: Dunckerocampus dactyliophorus (ringed pipefish)
Lineage: Eukaryota; Metazoa; Chordata; Actinopteri; Syngnathiformes; Syngnathidae
Gene: soul5
Product: heme-binding protein soul5
Exons: 8
Coding region: 433-1092 (219 amino acids)
Cellular component (GO): cytoplasm
Source: RefSeq, a predicted model, not a curated record
GUUACAUUAAGCCUUUUUGCUCUAUUCUUCCACUUUUGCUGCGUUUUUGUUGAUUUUAUUUCUGCAAUGAGCCACGUUCCCCAAGUGGCCCCUGCGUCAUACUUUGGACAUCCAUGCGUGUUUUGCUAGGAAGGCGAGUGUGUCCAAGCUCUACCUUCUCUCCGUAUUCACCUCGCCUUAAUGUCACCCGGGACAGGCUGCAGUUCACCUGAGACCCUCAUGAGAACCGGCGCUAUAGAAAAUGCAUGGAUUGACGUGAACAAUGCGAGGAGAGUUGGGUGAAGCCCUAUAGUCCUAUACUGUCGUUGACAGAAAAAGUAUUGUCUGGACUUUCAGGGCGUGGCCAGUUUUCCUUUUAUAACUCCACUUGGGAUUAAAUAGCUGCGUUGCACCGCAUGAAGACUCAGACUGCACCCGACGAUCUUUGUCGCCAUGUUUCUUGCAGGACUUGUUGUCUUUCUGCUGGCUCUCACAGCUGAGGCUGAAGUUGGAGACUCCUCUAAGGUGUCAUUCUGUUCCGAGACUGAGCAAUGUCUGCUUUUCGACCUCAUCUGUGAGACUGAAUACUUUGAGGUCCGCCACUACAAGGGUGUGAAGUGGGUGACCGUUACAGAGACGUCCUACAUCAUGGAAUUUGCAGCUAUGAAAGCAUUCAAGCAGCUGUACAAAUACAUCAACGGUGAAAAUGAGAACGGACAAAAGAUUGAAAUGACCUCACCCGUUAUUGUCAAGAUAGUUGACAAGAAGUUUUGGGAAAUGGGAAUUUAUACGGUGAGCUUCCUGCUGCCCAAGGAACAUCAGUCCAACCCUCCCAAACCUGCAAAUACCAACGUGCGCUUCUAUGACUCGGAAGAUACAUAUAUGUACGUGAGCAGCUAUGGAGGCUUGAUGAGCUCCAUAAGUGACAAGAAAGAAGCUUCAAAACUGAUGAAGGCCCUUAAGUCAUAUUACGCGUCCUUUAAAAAGGACUGCCACUACGGUGCUGCGUAUAAUGGUCCCAUGACACUGUGGAACAGGCACAACGAAGUGUGGUUUGUCGCAGAGGGGGAUCCGGUGUGUUCCAGCAGUGAGGAAAUGGAGACUCCUUACUAAACCUGAAAGGACGGCGAUGACGUCCAGCUGACAUCAUCACACAGCAACACAAGAAAAGACGUGCUGUCGCUUUAAGGCAUCGCACAUUAACACGAGACAAGCACUACAUUUGAAAUGAAAGUUACUAACAAUUGAUCUGCCCCAGUUAUUCAAUAAAGUACUACGAGU